Molecule: messenger RNA, 660 nt
Organism: Lodderomyces parapsilosis
Lineage: Eukaryota; Fungi; Ascomycota; Pichiomycetes; Serinales; Debaryomycetaceae
Product: exosome non-catalytic core subunit
Exons: 1
Coding region: 1-660 (219 amino acids)
Biological process (GO): rRNA catabolic process; nuclear mRNA surveillance; U4 snRNA 3'-end processing
Cellular component (GO): nuclear exosome (RNase complex); nucleolus; cytoplasmic exosome (RNase complex)
Source: RefSeq, a predicted model, not a curated record
AUGGAAGUAAAUACAUCGGUACUAAGCAAUGCUGAUGGAUCAGCUGAACUAACCAUGAAUGGAACAAAAUGCUUGGUAUCAGUUUCAGGACCAAUAGAGCCAAAAGUGCGUCAAGAACUACCCACGCAAGCGAGCCUAGAAAUAAUAGUACGUCCUUCCCUGGGACUUUCGACCACUAGGGAAAAACUACUCGAGGAUAAAUUGCGUUCUUUACUCCAGUCACUCAUAAUAAGGUACAAGUAUCCUCGACAAUUGAUUCAAAUUGUGAUUCAGUUCUUGGUGGUUGAUGAACAACCAGAAUAUACAUGCAACGAAUUGAACGCGGCAAUAAACGGAUGCUAUUUUGCCUUGAUUGAUGCUGACAUGGCAUUGUACCUGAGCUUUGCAUCGACAAGUGUUUGCAUCAAUCUGGGCAAUUUAAUUUAUGACCCGACCGGAGAUAUCAUUGCCACUAGCGAUUCUCAUCAUGUGAUUUGUUUCAGCAUAGAAGAGGGUAAGGUUGGUAAGUUGUUACUUUUGGAAAGUGCGGGAGAGUUCACCGAGUCUCAAUUGUUUGACUUGAUUGCCAAAAGUGCGACCACGGUGGAGGUGUUACACAAGCAACAGCGGGAAGCUAUUGAAACGAAGAUAAAAAAAGAUUACAUAUGGAGGGGGGAAUGA